AGAGCGAUGAUGAACAAAGAAGUAGAAGGUGCUCUUAUUGACUUGUACGUCGUCUCUACCCACAAGGAUCUCUCCUCCAAUCCUAAGCUGCGGGUGUUCAACGUGUAUGACUAUCAAAAGACGUACGGAGUAGUGCUGGCAGGGGUCUCUAUGAAGCUAGAGAAGUGCUUCCUUGACUUUGUUAAACUGAACAAGGGAGACAUCUUUCACAAAAUAGAACAAACAGUAAAGAGGCCAAUGACUUACGAAGACUCCAUUGCAGAGGAUCCUGUCGAGGAUGUAAGCGGUGGACUUUUUGACCCCAGCGCUUACCAGUUCCGUUUGAGUGUUUUCUUCCUGUUGGCUCUCUUUGCUGUGGCUGUUCUUUGUGGACUGGUUUAUCAUAUACACUGGACAUCAAAACGACGUUCAAAUAGCAUAGACCAUUACAACCAUCUCGCGACUGUACGACGAGAAAUGCGUCAAGAAGUGAACAACUUUCACAGAAGGUUUUGUGAAAUCGUCGAGGAACUGAAAAGACGUCACAUCAAGGAGAGACGACGGUUCUUGGCACGCAGAAGCAGCAGUUUUUUACAUAUCACAGUGACUUCUUUCCGCAACUUCUCUGAGAGCUGAGAAGUCAUGCCUUAGGGUGAG
Messenger RNA from Orbicella faveolata, 636 nucleotides. Its product is annotated as phosphatidylinositol phosphatase PTPRQ-like. Lineage: Eukaryota; Metazoa; Cnidaria; Anthozoa; Scleractinia; Merulinidae. Gene Ontology annotation, biological process: cytokine-mediated signaling pathway. Gene Ontology annotation, molecular function: cytokine binding; cytokine receptor activity. Gene Ontology annotation, cellular component: external side of plasma membrane; signaling receptor complex. The record is from RefSeq and is a predicted model, not a curated record.